AUGAGUCUUAGUCUGUUGAGUUCACCUCCCGUUGGAGGCGGAUUGGUAAAGAUCCUCGCACCCAGAUUGCCUCUAGUUGGAUCUGCUCUAAUAGCAAGAUAUGGUAGACGCCAGAUGCACAGAUUGACCUUGCAGAGCAGUCUGCUGAGCGGUCGUCGAUUUUAUGCAAAGAGUGUGGAUGAUAAAGGCCCUGAGCCGGCUAAAAGUGAGGAAAAUGAAACAAAGAGACCAGUGGGAGAAGCCGCAAAUGCUGGUACUUCAUCGCAGAUUGUUUCGCAUGCUAUACUGGCAAAAAAGGAACAAGAAGCUAACAAAGGCCUAGCGAAUCCUGAUGCACAGGCAGCCUUUUACAGACUGUUGUUGCAAUCUAAUUACCCCCAGUAUGUGGUUUCUCGUUUCGAAACACCUGGUAUUGCAUCCUCGCCGGAGUGUUCGGAGCUGUACAUGGAAGCUUUGCAAAGGAUAGGCAGACAUUCCGAAGCGGAUGCUGUCAGACAAACGCUGUUGACAGCUAGUUCGGCCGGUGCUGUAAACCCCUCACUGGCCUCUUCAGGUGUUAACUCGCCAGCUUAUCAUGGAACGUUCCCCUCCUUGUAUUCACCUUCUUAUGGGUCUCGUAAAGAACCCUUGCAUGUCGUCGUGACGGAGUCUACUUUCGCAAUUGUGUCAAGAUGGGUUAAAUGGCUGGUUAUUUUUGGUCUGUUAACAUACGGUGUCUCUGAAGCUUUCAAAUACAUCGCAGAGAACACUACUUUGUUGAAAUCUUCAGAGGUGGCUGAUAAAUCUGUUGAUGUCGCUAAGACGAAUGUUAAAUUCGAUGACGUUUGUGGCUGUGAUGAAGCGCGUGCCGAGUUGGAGGAAAUUGUGGAUUUCUUGAAAGACCCGGCUAAAUACGAGUCAUUAGGAGGUUCCUUGCCCAAAGGUGUACUUUUGACGGGCCCACCGGGUACCGGUAAGACUUUGUUGGCUAGAGCAACAGCUGGUGAAGCUGGGGUGGACUUUUUCUUCAUGUCAGGUUCAGAGUUUGAUGAGGUUUACGUUGGUGUCGGAGCUAAGCGCAUUCGUGAAUUGUUUUCCCAGGCGAGGGCUCGCGCACCAGCUAUUGUUUUCAUCGAUGAAUUAGAUGCUAUUGGCGGGAAACGUAACCCUAAGGAUCAAGCAUAUGCCAAGCAAACAUUGAAUCAGCUGUUAGUCGAACUUGAUGGUUUCUCUCAAACUUCAGGCAUUAUAAUCAUUGGUGCUACAAAUUUCCCAGAAUCUCUAGAUAAAGCUCUGACGAGACCUGGUAGAUUUGACAAAGUUGUGAAUGUUGACCUACCAGAUGUCCGCGGUCGUUCUGAUAUUUUGAAACAUCACAUGAAAAAAAUCACAAUGGCUGCUGAUGUUGAUCCAACAAUCAUUGCGCGUGGUACUCCUGGUUUGUCCGGUGCUGAGUUGGCUAACUUGGUCAAUCAGGCUGCCGUGUACGCUUGUCAAAAAAAUGCUAUAGCAGUGGACAUGCAACAUUUUGAGUGGGCCAAGGACAAGAUACUGAUGGGCGCUGAGAGAAAGACAAUGGUCCUCACUGAUGCUGCUAGGAGGGCAACCGCUUUCCAUGAGGCCGGGCAUGCAAUCAUGGCAAUGUACACCACUGGAGCAACUCCGUUGUACAAGGCUACGAUCUUACCCAGAGGUAGAGCUCUCGGUAUCACUUUCCAGCUGCCUGAGAUGGAUAAAGUUGAUAUCACCAAGAGAGAAUGUCUGGCUCGCUUAGACGUUUGCAUGGGUGGCAAAAUCGCUGAAGAAUUAAUUUACGGUAAAGACAACACCACCAGUGGUUGUGGUUCAGACUUACAAAGUGCCACAGGUACUGCAAGGGCCAUGAUUACUCAGUAUGGUAUGGGCACCCAAGUUGGUCCUGUAAAUCUAGCUGAUAAUUGGGAAACUUGGUCUGAUAAGAUUCGCGAUAUUGCGGACAAUGAAGUGCUUGAAAUCCUAAAGGAAUCUGAAGAGAGAACAAGGAAAGUUAUAGCGGAAAGAAGUGUUGAAUUACAUAGGUUGGCGGAAGGGCUCAUAGAAUAUGAGACAUUGGACGCUAAAGAAAUUAAGAAAGUUUGUCAAGGAGAGAAACUGAGCAAGUUGAAGACUGCGACAAAUACGGUGGUCGAAGGCCCCGACAGUGACGAACGUAAGGAAAUUGGAGGGGAUAAACCCAAACGACCAGCUUUCAUAAGCGCAUCAUGA
Torulaspora delbrueckii is the source of this 2223-nucleotide messenger RNA. It is a transcript of the gene YME1, whose product is annotated as i-AAA protease YME1. NCBI's taxonomy places the organism in Eukaryota, Fungi, Ascomycota, Saccharomycetes, Saccharomycetales, Saccharomycetaceae. The transcript has a single exon. Gene Ontology annotation, molecular function: metalloendopeptidase activity; ATP binding; ATP hydrolysis activity. Gene Ontology annotation, cellular component: mitochondrial inner membrane. The coding region runs from base 1 to 2223 and encodes 740 amino acids. The record is from RefSeq and is a predicted model, not a curated record. Gene Ontology annotation, biological process: mitochondrion organization; protein quality control for misfolded or incompletely synthesized proteins.